GCUUACAGCCCUGCAUACUGUGACAGUCUCUGACUAGAGAGGAGAGAGGCGCUCUGUCACCUGACCACACAGGUGUCAGCAACCUCAGGGGAAUGGAAAUAUCUAACCUAAGCCCCCAUCCUCUCAAUGGAAAUAAGAAUGUAGAUGCACUUUAGUGUUAUUCCUCAGGGCUAGAUUACAGUUGAUUUGAGUUAUUUAUUAAUAUAUGUUUGUGUAUACCGGUACACCAGUGUUCCUUCUGACUAGUCCCGAAUAAUACACAAUUUUAUCAGAUACAUUUAUGCCCAAACCUGUCAUUUUAUGGUGACUGUAAGAAUGUUGGUGCUUUAUUACCACAGCUACAGAAAUAGAAUGGGUAGCUGAAAAUGUAUAGGCAUUAAUACCGGCAUACAAGUAUGGGAUGCCAAGAUUUAGGAUUAGACAUUUUCUCAAUCUUAUCAGAAGUGUGUCAGGUAUGGCACAAUCAAUGCCGUUCAAAACGAAUGUAUUUUCUCCUGCUUGUAAAAUGCACUGUCAUUUCAUUUCUUCUCUUUUAUAAUUGUAUUGCUUAUAAGGGUCUGUGUCACAUCACAAACGCACCAAUGAUUUGUUUCCAUUUGUGAAACUCAGAUAGCUGGAAUGGAAUGUCAUGACCAAAUACAGUCACGCUCAUUUGUUCUGCUGUUUAUGUCACUACCUUCAUUGGAUGCCUGCCACUAUGCCAUGCAUUACUAGACAUUCCCGCCAUCUAAGCACUAUAAGGUCUAUCUAUCCACGUUGAUGAACCAAAGCACUUUCUUACUCCAUCUCUCUGUGUUAUUGUGUUGAGAAAAAUGAGAUGGUUUUUUUGACACAAUGAAGAUAUGUUUUGUAAUGUAUAGAAUGCUGUACAAUAGUUGUUGGUUUUAAUGUAUGUAUGAUGCAGAAAAAUAAAUGUUUACAGUGUAAUUGACUGGAAAAACUCUUGAACAAGUCCGUAAUCGAACACGCCCCUCCCGCCGCUUUGAGUAAUGGGAGAUGUUCGUUUUUAGAUUGAAUAUUGUGAAAAUGGACGUGCAGCCGCCUCCUAUCCGAACCUUGGAUGAUUUUGUUUUGGAUUUGUCUCGGUUCGCCGUGCGAGACAUUCGUCAUCUGGAGAGAAGGAACAAUCGGAUCAUAAAUAACUUGCUGUAUUACCAGUCCAACUAUUUUGUCUCGUUUUUGACAUUUCUGGGAAUAGUAGGGUUUUUGCGGCCCUUCCACUUCUUCUUGGGGGCCACAGUGGUGACGUUGAUAUUUAUGGGGUUUGUGUGGGCAGCAGAGAACCAGGCCCCCAUCAGACAGUUGCGCCGGAACCACCCAUCCCUGGCCCUGGGUGCCAUCCUGGGGGCCAGCUUCCUCUUCAUCACAGUGCUCGGAGGAGUAUCCGUCUUCCUCUUCGGCAUAGCCUUCCUCAUCUUAUUGAUACUGAUCCACGCCUCUGUUAGGCUGAGGACCCUCAAGAACAAGUUGGAGAACAAGCUGGAGAACAUUGGGCUGAAGAGUACACCCAUGGGGCUCCUACUGGAGUCACUACGACAGGAACAGGAGGCUGGGUCCUAG
Messenger RNA from Salvelinus namaycush (lake trout), 1560 nucleotides. RefSeq names its product PRA1 family protein 2-like. The record is from RefSeq and is a predicted model, not a curated record. NCBI's taxonomy places the organism in Eukaryota, Metazoa, Chordata, Actinopteri, Salmoniformes, Salmonidae. Gene Ontology annotation, cellular component: membrane. Bases 997 to 1560 code for a protein of 187 amino acids. The transcript is spliced from 4 exons.